Molecule: messenger RNA, 2448 nt
Organism: Cladocopium goreaui
Lineage: Eukaryota; Dinophyceae; Suessiales; Symbiodiniaceae
Source: the annotation of a GenBank genome assembly
AUGAUCAAUAUGUGCACUGCGCUACCCAUGGAGCGCAGCACAGCGCUGCAAACGGCCCAUUGGCGGCCGGCAUUGCUAACAUCCCGGCGGAGUUCCGUGGGAAGGGGAUGGGACACCUGGCUUUCCAGUCGCCAUUCCUCGACUUUUGCGCCCAGUUAUUGCGUCACCGUGGCGACAGCGCGACUGGCCGCCACGGCCGCCACGGCCGCCACGGCCCGCCGGGCGAAGAAGGCGAAGCAAAAGCCGCAGAAGCCGAAGCCCUUGAAACCGCAGGCCAAACGAGGCAGUACAGCAGCGGUGCCAGUCUAUCCGCCAGAGGAGAUUUUCUCCUUGGACGUUGAAUGUGUGGCUGUGGGAAAAAGCCAUGAGAAGAGCGAUCGAAUGCCUUGCUCCUAUGCGCUGGUGGAUGGCAAAGGUGAUUGUGUCAAAAGGACCUUGAUCCAGCCAUCCAGAGAGGUGGUCAGCUACCUGACGCCCUUCACGGGUUUGCACCCUGGGGACCUGGACGGCCAGAGGGCUUUGAGCCUGGACCGCGCGCGCAGGGAACUGCAGGAACUGCUUCCCAGGAGGGCGAUAUUAGUUGGCCAAGAGCCACAGGGCGAUAUCGAGUGGAUGAGUUUGAACGAGGGCCAGGAUUUCACUGGCACCGUGAACCUCUCGGAGAUUUUCAGCAACGAGAAAGGGAUGGUUUUCUCCCUGCGCCAUGAGGCUCGAGUAUUGCUGGGACGCGAACCGGAGCUGGCCGCGCUGCGGGAGAAACUCACAAAGAAGGAGUUUUGGCCACCAAAGCCCAGCCUAGCUCGAGAGUCAAUCCUGGAUGCUGGCUUGGCCAACCGCGCCAUUGGGGCCACGAUGAUGAACGCGACGUCAUCUCGGUCGCAUUCCAUCUUCAUGAUCACGGUGGAGCAAUGCGGCCUGGGGAUAGAUGGUGCUGGUCACAUUCGGGUGGGCAAACUGAACAUGGUGGACCUGGCUGGUUCUGAGCGACAGAGCAAGACAGGUGCCACCGGGGAGCGGUUGAAGGAGGCGACCAAGAUCAACCUAUCACUGUCAGCGCUCGGGAAUGUCAUCUCUGCAUUGGUAGAUGGGAAGUCGUCACACAUCCCAUACCGAGACUCCAGGCUGACGCGGCUUCUGCAGGACUCCUUGGGUGGCAACACAAAGACUAUCAUGGUUGCCAACAUUGGGCCUGCAGACUACAACUACGACGAAACUGCCUCAACCUUGAGGUAUGCGUACCGUGCCAAGAGCAUCAAGAAUAAGCCUCGCAUCAACGAAGAUCCCAAGGACGCAAUGAUUCGCGAGUACCAGGAGGAGAUCCUGAGACUCAAGGCAGAGCUAGAGGCCGCUGGUGGAGAGGUGGAUGAGCAUGGAAUGCCGAUUUACGGUCGACCACGGAUCGAGAAGCAAGUGGAGUAUGUGGAGAAGAUUGUUGAGAGAACGGUGGAGAAGGAGGUCAUUGUGGAACAGGGCCCGAGCCCCGACGAGGUCGCUGCCAUGGAGGCGCAGCUGCGUCAGCAGAACGAGGAGGCUCGGCUCAAGGCGGAGGCCAGACGUCGUGAGGUGGAGGCCCAGCGUGACCUCGCAGAGUCGGAGAGGUUGCGCUUGAUGGCCCAGAUUGAUGAGGAAGAGCAGAUCUCUUUCAAGGAAGAGCAGCACAAGGUUGAGCUCCAAGCCAAGCUGCAACAGAUGGAAAUGAAGAUGGUGCAGGGUAAACAGGUCAUGGAACAAGCCAUCCAGCAGGAGGAGGAGCUGAAGAGGCAGCAGCGACGAUUGAGGAAACAGCAGGAAAAAGAAGAGGAGCUGAAACGCCAGGAGGAGCAACAGAGGCAGGAGAACAUCGAGCUGGUGGAAAGAUGUGCUUCACAAGAGGAGCAGGUCUCGAAGCUCACCUCAAAGCUCCAGAAGCUUUGGGACAAGUACCAGAAGGGGCAGCAGGAAAUGGUGGACAUUCAACACUUCAAUCAGCAAGAGCGUGAGGACAUGCUGUCAAUGAUCCGUGAGCUACGGCAAACCUUGAAGCUGAAGUCUCUCAUCAUGGAGUCCUUCGUGCCUAUGAAGGAGAUCCAAAAUACGCAAGAGCGUGCUGUUUGGGAUCCAGAAGAAGAUGAAUGGAGAAUUGCCCCUGUGGCCUUGGACAAGGAGAAUCGGCCUCAGCGGCCAGGCUCUGUCCUUGGUCUGCCAAGGCCCACCUCAGAGUUCACGCGUCUCAACAGAGCCAUGGGUGAUGCAAACCCCAGGUACAUGUACGACUCCAUCCUCUUUACCGACUUGGACUUGCCGGAGAGGACCACGGAGGACUAUGAGGUGCACCCUGAGUUGGGCGACCGCGUGGAGCGUGCCUUGAUGUUGGCACUGUCCCAGGAAGACGACGACAAGGAGGCCAUGCUUGCGAACAGUGUCCGCAAACUGGAAGAAUUCACCCCAAAGUUUCAAUUUUCCUGGUGA